GAAAGUGGAAAUUUUUCGCAAAUCGAAGGACUUUUGGUAAUUGAAGUGGAAAGGGAAGCUUCGCUGUCCACCUUAUUUAAGGACCUGGUGCAUGCUUCGUCAGUCAGUUCACUCUUCGUUUUCAAGUUCAUUCUUCAAUUCAAAGUUUGAGAAGAUGGAAGGAAUCAACGACAGCAUGAAGGCAGCUUUUGAGAAGGUCAACGGCUAUAGAACAAUUGUCCAUCUCUUUAAUGUGGCGUGGCAGUUGAUGUCCUGGACAUCGAAUGGAAUGAAUGAUGAUUCCAUUUUGAGAAAGUCUCUACCAGCCGAGUUAACUGCUGCGAUGAAGCAGCUGAAUGAGGGUGCGCUCACCUCACCAGAGUCGCAACAACAGCAGCAACUUCCGUCGAUUGGUAUGAUGCAGCAGAUGUUUAAAAGUAUAUCAUCCUUAUCAGAGAUGCACCAUCAGCAGCAGCUUCCACAGGAGAAAAACUCGCAGCAACAAGCAGCAGUCGCAGCAGAAGUCGUAUCCGCAGCCAAAGCCGCAGCAAAAGCCACAACCGCAGCCAAAGUCACAAUCGCAGCCAAAACCGCAGCCAUAGCCAAAGCCAAAGCGUAAGCCAGGACCACAGCAGAAGCC
Nasonia vitripennis (jewel wasp) is the source of this 619-nucleotide messenger RNA. RefSeq lists its product as uncharacterized. The coding region runs from base 92 to 598 and encodes 168 amino acids. The record is from RefSeq and is a predicted model, not a curated record. NCBI's taxonomy places the organism in Eukaryota, Metazoa, Arthropoda, Insecta, Hymenoptera, Pteromalidae. The transcript has 2 exons.